AUGCCAGCCAACAACCCUUCAGUCAAUCCAAUCAUCCCCGGCUUCGCCCCUGACCCUUCCUGCAUACGCGUCGGCGACACCUACUACCUCGUCAACAGUGCAUUCCAGUACUUCCCUAACCUUCCCAUCUACACCUCCACGGACCUUGUCAACUGGACGCACACCACCAAUGCCAUCAACCGUCGCUCCCAGCUAUCAUUCGCCGAUUCCUUCACACGCAUCGCUCCACCCGAUCAAUGGGGCGAGUCCAUGCUGGCCAGCGGCGGGCUCUAUGCGCCGACGAUCAGACACCAUGACGGUCUCUUCUACGUGGUUUGUACGAACGUGAUACAGCGAUUUGGCGAAGAUUGGGGCUCGGAUGUGAGGCAAAACUUCAUUGUGACGAGCAGAGAUCCGUUCGGGGAUGAGUGGAGGAAGAGCUACAUCGUUGGCUCGGCGGUGCCUGGACCGAUGACCACCAUCAAGCUGUUUGAGAUCGACCUCGCGACAGGAAAGAAGCUAUCAGACGAGAAGCUGAUCUGGCGAGGGACAGGAGGCGUGUAUCCUGAGGGCCCGCACAUAUGGCUGAAGGAUGGGUGGUACUAUCUGGUGAUCUCCGAGGGAGGGUGUUUCCCAGACCAUAUGAUCACAGCAGCGCGCUCGCGAGAACUUUGGGGCCCGUACGAGGCGUAUGAGAACAACCCACUUGUGACUGCGAAGGACACGGAUGAGUACAUUCAGCACAUCGGGCACAGUGACAUGUUCACUGAUCCGGAAGGCAACUGGUGGGCAGUCUGCCUAGGCGUGAGGAAGGACAAGAAGAGCCGAUAUCUGAUGGGCAGGGAGACGUUCUUGACACCGAUGAGCUGGCCGAAGAAUAGCUGGCCUCAGGUCUCCCAGCCGAAGAUGACGCUGGCGCGGGACUUGCCUACUAAGCGAACCACUAUCACCGCGCAAAACCCAGAGGUCGAAUACAUCUACCUUCGCGACGCAGACCUUUCCGCGCACCGCAUCGAGGCCAAUACUAUAACGCUGCGCCCUACUUCCGCAGAUGUCACAGACGGUCGCCGCGAUGCGAAGCCAACCUUCAUCGCCAAACGCAUCCGCACCCUUGACCGCGGCGUUGCGAGCGUCACACUACGUCGGCCUUCAUCAUCUCCUGCCAGAAGCAACAGAAGCACGACAUUCAACGCAGGAAUAGCCUUCUACAAAGAUGAACACCGCUUUGCUAGGCUAUACCUCUCACAGACGUCCACACCCUCUGCGGCAGAAAUCGUCUUCGAGCUCCGGAACGCAGGAAAGUCGAUCUCUCGGGACGCGAGGAUCAGCGUCCCAUCCGGAGAAGACGAGGACGCAAAGAAUGUGCAACUCAGAAUCACUUACUCUGAGGAGACCAUUGAAUUGCAUUACAAUAUCGGUAAAGGCUGGAAGGGCUUGGGCGGAACAGUGGACAGUUUGGAGCUAACCGGACUGGAUUUCACAGGACCUGUUGUUGGACUGUUCGCCUGCACGGUCGGUGAUCGAGAGGAUGAGUUGGCGGGGAGUGCUGGACAACGCGCGAUAGUCGUGUUUGAAGACUUUAGUGUGCAAUAA
Cyphellophora attinorum is the source of this 1572-nucleotide messenger RNA. Its product is annotated as Non-reducing end alpha-L-arabinofuranosidase BoGH43A. The transcript is spliced from 2 exons. Gene Ontology annotation, molecular function: hydrolase activity, hydrolyzing O-glycosyl compounds. Bases 1 to 1572 code for a protein of 523 amino acids. NCBI's taxonomy places the organism in Eukaryota, Fungi, Ascomycota, Eurotiomycetes, Chaetothyriales, Cyphellophoraceae. The record is from RefSeq and is a predicted model, not a curated record. Gene Ontology annotation, biological process: carbohydrate metabolic process.